Molecule: messenger RNA, 807 nt
Organism: Trametes versicolor FP-101664 SS1
Lineage: Eukaryota; Fungi; Basidiomycota; Agaricomycetes; Polyporales; Polyporaceae
Exons: 4
Coding region: 1-807 (268 amino acids)
Source: RefSeq, a predicted model, not a curated record
AUGCUCUUACCCCGCACCAUCGUCUUCACGGUUGUCGGGCUCCUGCUGCAAGUCGCCUCGGCCGAAGUGAUCGUACCGUAUCCCAACCGGAACACUACAUGGAUCGUGCGUGCGCAUCACAACGUGACCUGGAGGACAGCAGGAGCUGGACAGCAGGACCCGAGCCUCACGUCGAGUCUGACGGCCAACGCCACCAGCUCGACGAGUAUUUCCAUUAAUGCGACAGCGAGUGAUACGACGAGCACCGCUAUGACUUCCGCGACGAGCGCAGGGAGCAGUACUGCGGCGGCGAACGGCACUGUGACGGUGACCGUCUUUGCAACGGCGAACACCACGUCUAGCAGUGCACGCAGCGACUCGAAGAGUGAAGGAACCUCCAUCAUAAGCACUACCUCGAUAGCGGUAUCCGGCGGCAGCAGCGUAGCAGCGAACACCACAGGUGCUGCUACGACUGCUACAGCCUCCGCCGCUAGCUCCACGUCCGGCGCGGCCAGCAGCUCUUCAAAUCCGACUGGCAGCGAUGCCAACAACACCAUGAGUACAAGCACCUCGACAUGCACAUGCACCAACCAAGCCAUUGCCCGACGUACCAACAGCGACCUGUCCGUAGAGAAGAUCCGAUUGUACACAGGAAAUCACAUUAGCACCGAGGUGCUCGUGUGGGCCGGGAAGGUGGACUUCGCCGCGGGCCGUGUCGAAAUCCAAGUUCCGAAUGUCAUCAACGGCUCUGACUAUAGCAUCGGAAUCAUCACCAGCGACGGUCAAGAGGUCGUCGUUAGCGACCAGUUUACCAUCGUGUCCGGUUGA